Cyprinodon variegatus (sheepshead minnow) is the source of this 4697-nucleotide messenger RNA. It is a transcript of the gene vcpip1, whose product is annotated as valosin containing protein (p97)/p47 complex interacting protein 1. Gene Ontology annotation, molecular function: cysteine-type deubiquitinase activity. The transcript is spliced from 3 exons. The record is from RefSeq and is a predicted model, not a curated record. Bases 137 to 3646 code for a protein of 1169 amino acids. NCBI's taxonomy places the organism in Eukaryota, Metazoa, Chordata, Actinopteri, Cyprinodontiformes, Cyprinodontidae. Gene Ontology annotation, biological process: Golgi reassembly; protein ubiquitination; protein K48-linked deubiquitination.
CCGCUUCCGUGUUGUUCUUGUGUUAUUCUGGCAAAACAGUUCUUAUAGCGGCCGGAGCUGAUCUGACAGCCUACCGUAGGGCCUUUUAUCAUGGUUAUGUGAAGCUUGGAGAUAUUUUUAGCUCAUUUUUUCCAAAAUGUCGUUGCUGCAGGGCUCCAAGAAGAAAGACAAGCGCAUUCUGUGCGGUACCUGCCCGGAUCCAAAAUGCCAGGCGCGGCUCUUCUUCCCCGCUCAUGGCUCCAUCAGCAUCGAGUGUACGGAAUGCGGCCAGCGGCACGAUCAGAGCGGCCUGCUGAACGUGGAGGAGGUCACCGACCCGGACGUGGUGCUCCACAACCUGCUCAGAAACGCCCUGCUCGGCGUCACCGGGGCCCCGAAGAAGGGAACCGAGCUGGUGAAGGUGAUGGGGCUUUCCAACUACCACUGCAAGCUGCUGUCCCCGGUGCUGACCCGCUACGGCAUGGACAAACAGACCGGUAAGGCCAAACUGCUGAAUGACAUGAACCAAGGGGAGAUCUUUGACUGCUCUCUGCUGGGGGACCGUGCCUUCCUGAUAGAGCCGGACCAUGUAGGCACCAUGGGUUAUGGCAAAGACCGCUCAGGGAGCCUGAUCUACCUCCAUGACACCCUGGAGGAGAUCAAGAAGGCCAAUGGAAACAGAGAGUGUCUUAUUCCGGUUCACGUGGACGGAGAUGGACACUGUCUGGUCCACGCCGUUUCCAGAGCACUGGUGGGAAGGGAGCUUUUCUGGCAUGCGCUGAGAGAAAACCUUAAGCAGAACUUCAAGCAGAACCUGGACCGCUACAAGAACCUUUUCCAGGACUUCAUCGAUGCUGCAGAGUGGGAGGACAUCAUCAACGAGUGCGACCCCCUGUUCAUCCCUCCUGAAGGAGUCCCCCUGGGACUGCGAAACAUCCACAUAUUUGGCCUGGCCAACGUCCUCCACCGGCCGAUCGUCCUGCUGGAUUCCAUGAGCGGGAUGAGGAGCUCUGGAGACUAUUCAGCCACCUUCUUACCUGGGCUUGUACCCGAGGAGCAGUGCAAAGGGAAAGACGGGAAGCUAAACAAACCCAUCUGCAUCGCCUGGAGCAGCUCAGGCAGAAACCACUAUGUUCCUCUGGUGGGAAUCAAGAACACCGUCCUCCCCAAGCUGCCACCUCGCAUGCUGCCCAAAGCCUGGGGCGUCCCUCAGGAGCUCAUCAGGAAGUACAUCAAGCUGGAGCCGGACGGGAGCUGUGUGAUCGGGGGCGACCGCAGCCUGCAGGAUAAAUACCUGAUGAGGCUGGUGAACGCCAUGGAGGAGGUGUUCAUGGAGAAGCACAGCAUCCACCCUUCAUUAGUUGCUGACGUACACCAGUACGUAUACAGGCGCACUGGAGUGAUCGGCGUCCAACCCGAGGAGGUGACGGAAGCGGCCAAGAAAUCUGUGAUGGAGAACCGUCUGCACCGCUGUCUGAUCUGUGGCGCUCUCUCUGAGCUCCACGUCCCGUCUGAGUGGCUGCUUCCUGGAGGGAAGCUCUACAACUUGGCUAAAUCCACACAUGGACAGCUGCGGCCGGACAAGAACUACAGCUUCCCCCUCAGCAACGUGGUCUGCUCCUACGACCCCCAGAGGGACGUCCUGGUCCCCGACUACAAACUGAGUUCCCUGAACACUUGCAACUGGUGUCACGGGACAUCGGUGCGGCACAUCCGCGGCAAUGGGUCGGUGGUAUACCUGGACGGGGACAGAACCAACACCCGGUCCCAGGGUGGGAAGUGUGGCUGUGGCUUUAAGCAUUACUGGGAGGGGAAGGAAUACGACAACCUGCCUGAAGCGUUCCCCAUCACUUUGGAGUGGGGGGGUCGGGUGGUGCGUGAGACGGUGUACUGGUUCCAGUAUGAGAUGGACCCGACACUAAACAGUAACGUCUACGACGUCGCCAUGAAGCUGGUCACCAAGCACUUUCCGGGAGAGUUCGGCAGCGAGAUCCUAGUGCAGAAGGUGGUCAACACCAUCCUGCACCACACGGCCAAGAAGAACCCUGACGAGUACAACCCGGUUUCUAUCGACGGGGCCCACGCCCAGCGUCUUGACGACGUGGAGACUCAGCCUGCGGCGGACCCGCAGCUGCCCACAAAGAUCAUCCUGACUGGUCAGAAAGCCAAGACGCUCCACAAGGAGGAGCUAACAAUGAGCCGGGCAGAGCGCAACAUCCAGCAGAGCAUCAGUGAGCAGGCCUUCGUCACUCAGAAGAGACGGACUGACAAACUGAAAAACGAGCAGAAAGGACAAGGCCGGUCAACUUCCCCCGGCGGCUCUCCAGAAACUUCCUCCUCCUCAGCUCCCGCCACCCCCACUAAAACCUCCUCCCCUUCCUCCUCCUCCAACAAGGAGAAGAAGAUCCGAGUGACCACCAGCGACGGCAGGCAGGCUAUGCUCACCCUGCCGGCCCACACCACCUUCUCAGACCUGCAGAGGAGCAUCUCCAACCAGCUGGACGUUCCGCCAGUGCAGCAGUGCAUUCGCUAUGGUUUUCCCCCUAAAGAGCUGCUUCCACCAAAGGAUGGCGAUGAGAAUGAGCCAGUGUCCCUGCAGCAUGGGGACCGGGUCACGGUGGAAAUACUGAGGGCCCCCGACGACAGGGGCCAGGGGGCCUCCAUAACCAGGGCGUCCAGCUCACACUCCGGCCUGCACUCGGUGAAAACCAAUGACGCUGUGACGUCCAGCAGGAUGAGCAACCGGGAAAUCCAGGAGAGCAUAGACCUGGAGAUGUCCUCCCUCUGUCUCCUAGCAACCUUGAUGGGUGAGGACGUUUGGUCGUAUGCAAAGAAGCUCCCACACCUAUUCCAGCAGGGCGGCGUCUUCUACAAUAUUGUCAAGAAAGACAUGGGGUUGAUGGACGGGAAGCACUGCACGUUGCCUCACCUGACGGGGAAAACAUUUGUUUUUAACGCCGCAGAGGAGCGUCUGGAGCUCUGCGUGGAUGCCGCUGGUCACUUUCCUGUCGGCCCCGAUGUGGAGGAGCUCGUGAGGGAGGCCGUGGCGCAGCUGCGCUCUGAGGCGGUCUCUAGAGGCAGCAGAGAGGGGAGUCCGUCCCACAGUAUCCUGCGGCUGGGGAGCGGAGGAGUCGUACGGAAGAAGGAACAGCUUCAGAGCGUCACCGCCUUCCAGGGUAAAGGUCACUCUCUGGGGAGCGCCGGGGGCUCCUCCCCUCCAGAGCAUCGGCCAAUCACACGGCAGCACAGUAGUGGCGUAGACCUGAGUGCCAGUGUUUCCAGAGGACCCCCGGACCUGUCGGACAUUCCUGAGGACGCCACCAGAGAGCUGGUGCGCAUGGCCCCUGGCUUCGUCACCACCAAGGACGGCCGCGCCCUUGACCCCAGCCUGAUGGAGCAGCAGCGCCGGAAGCUGCAGGAAAUGGUCUCCUCAAUCCAGGCCUCAAUGGAGCGGCAUCUGAAGGAGCAGCAAAGUGCCGCUGUGGGCGGAGCCAGUCAGGAGCAAACUGGUGGGACCAACAGUGGCGCUGGUCAGCUGCCCUCCACUGCGGCUCACCAACCCACCGCUGCAGCGGGCAAACUGGAAGACAAGGUGGAGGAACCAGAGGAGAUGGAGAGCCAGGACGCUGGACAGAGCACUUCCAGCGAACCCAUGGACCACUCCUGAUUGGCCCUGAGCUGCAGCACCGCUUCCACCCCGCCUGACCGCCAUCUGUGGGUCUUAGUGCCUCAGGUCGGACCCCAAAGCUUAGGUCUUCAUACCGUUGCAUUGUCUUUACUGCAUGACUGAAGAGCGAGCUGAGCACCCUGCUGCCGGAGCAACAGUGGAGGCAGUGAUAUAUCGGGACGAUCCCUCUGCGAUACAUCGUGAUUCUGUCGCAGCCCUAAUUGUAUGUUCCCUCUGGUGACGUUCAUCUCAGAUGCAGGAAAUAAAUCCAUAAUUAAAAGGGAUUUAUUUGCUCCUUCAGCGAGAGUUUUCCCCUUCAGUUGAUGAUGUAUCGUAGAAGACAGGCUUGCAGUAUAUCCAAGUCCGGCGGCAGGAUUGUAUCUUCAGCCUUCUUAGCCUCACGUGCAGACUCCGAAUCUUCCUGCUUUAAACGUGCACAGAUAAUAGAGGAGAGAGAUAGGUCAGAUCAUAGAGCAGGUCACUUCCUGUUUAUACAGGAAGGAUUAAUCUCUGCAGACCUGCACCAAAUGUAUGCCCUGCAUAUUCGCUUCCAUUCAUGUUCAUUAUCUGACAAAUGCACCUGCCUCUAUACACAUCUACAGCCUUCACUGAAAUUUUCUCCCCACCCCACCAUCUGUCUGGAAAAUUAAUACUUGGUCUGUUUUAAUCAUUUACGGAGUUGUGUUUCUGCCAUGUAAAACCAUCAAGCUGUGCCGCCUACAGGCAGGACGCAGUAACUACAGAGGUUUAGUGAGCUCGGACCUCAAAGUGAGCUUUAGAUUUCUGCUGAACCUGACAUCAGCUCUGAGCAGACAGUCAGAGAUGCAGGCGAGUGACUAAUUAUAGUAAACCAGGAAAUUGAAGUCUGAUCCAGAAUGUUUCUGUAAAACUGCUCCACAUUUGAUUUAUCUGUGCUGCAGUUAGCAAUACAAAGCGAUAACAAUAUGGUUCUCUACAUUUUUAUGCUCUCAAACACUAAAGGCACAUGUUCACAUACAGAUAUUAUACAGUGCCACAUAUUUUAUAUCAGAAAAAUAAAUCGAUAAAAGAA